Trifolium pratense (red clover) is the source of this 756-nucleotide messenger RNA. RefSeq lists its product as uncharacterized. Bases 1 to 756 code for a protein of 251 amino acids. NCBI's taxonomy places the organism in Eukaryota, Viridiplantae, Streptophyta, Magnoliopsida, Fabales, Fabaceae. The transcript has a single exon. The record is from RefSeq and is a predicted model, not a curated record.
AUGCAAAGCGUUUCAGUUUCAUCUCUCAGCGAGGUUUCUGGAAAGUUCGAAAACGAUUUCUUUGCAAAGCUUAGAAUCGAAGACGAGAAAAUCGAAAACGAAAACGAAGUUAAACACGAAGAAGAUGAAGUAGAAGAAGAAGAUGAAGAUGAUGAUGAGUUUACCUUCGUUUUUGCAGAUCCUGAUGGUUCACCGAUUUCCGCUGACGAUGUAUUCGAUAACGGUCAGAUUCGUCCGAUUUUUCCUAUAUUCGGUCAGGAUCUUGAUCAUUUCACCGACGAUUACGAUAACGAAUCUGGAAACCGUUCACCGGUGAGAAAAAUCUUCGUUGAAUCGGUUUCUUCAUCAGAAACUGCAACCUCGUCGAGUUCCGCGGCGGCGGAAGGAACAUACUGCGAAUGGAAUCCAAAAAAAGCAGUGAAGAGUAACUCAACAGGAUCAUCUAAGCUAUGGAAGUUACGCGAUCCGAAAUUAAGAAGUAACAGUGACGGAAAAGACGCGUUCGUAUUUUUGAAUCCGGCGAAGGUAGAGAAAACGAGUUCUAGUGAAACGAAGAACGUUAAUGUUGUUGUGAAGAAAGUGAAAAUGGUGAAAGGUAAAACGACGCCGUCUGCACAUGAGAAACAUUAUAUGAUGAGUAAAGCGAGGAAGGAAAGUGAUAAACGGAAAUCUUAUUUGCCAUAUAGGCAAGAAUUGUUUGGGUUUUUUUCUAGUACAAAUGGAUUGGGAUUGAGUAGGAAUGUUCAUCCUUAUUGA